Messenger RNA from Sardina pilchardus (European sardine), 2151 nucleotides. It is a transcript of the gene orai1b, whose product is annotated as ORAI calcium release-activated calcium modulator 1b. Gene Ontology annotation, molecular function: store-operated calcium channel activity. Gene Ontology annotation, cellular component: membrane. Gene Ontology annotation, biological process: store-operated calcium entry. The coding region runs from base 200 to 901 and encodes 233 amino acids. Lineage: Eukaryota; Metazoa; Chordata; Actinopteri; Clupeiformes; Clupeidae. The transcript has 2 exons. The record is from RefSeq and is a predicted model, not a curated record.
CAGCUUCAGAUGUGCUUUCACUGACUACAGCUGGCAGAACGAACUGGUCAUAGUAGCAAGACCCGGUUAACGAAAUGACUGUGUGGCAUUAAGUUCCUUAAAUAUCGUUAAUCUUGACACUUCCAUAUUAUUGGCAGAACUGGAUAGGCUACAGUCAAAUACGAGUAGUGAAAGUUUGUAGCUUUUCUCUUUCUGCACAAUGAGUCGGAGCGAACACUCAUUGCAGGCGCUGUCUUGGAGAAAGCUCUACUUGAGUAGAGCCAAACUAAAGGCAUCAAGUAGAACCUCAGCCCUUCUGUCAGGGUUUGCAAUGGUGGCAAUGGUGGAAGUCCAACUUGACAACACCUACGACUACCACCCCGGCCUGCUGAUCGCAUUUAGUGCCUGCACCACCGUCCUGGUGGCCGUUCACCUGUUCGCCCUCAUGGUCAGCACCUGCAUCCUGCCCAACAUCGAGGCCGUGAGCAACGUGCACAACCUCAACUCGGUGAAGGAGUCCCCUCACGAGCGCAUGCACCGCCACAUCGAGCUGGCCUGGGCCUUCUCCACGGUCAUCGGCACGCUGCUCUUCCUGGCCGAGGUGGUCCUGCUCUGCUGGGUCAAGUUCCUGCCGGUGAGGCCGGAGAAGAGCCGGGACAAAGGAACGCCGGGGACGGAGAUCCGCAACGGCACCAUCAGCGCCGGCGUGUGGGCCGCCAUCACCUCCACGUCCAUCAUGGUGCCGUUCGGACUCGUCUUCAUCGUCUUCGCCGUCCACUUCUACCGGUCGCUGGUCAGCCACAAGACCGACCGGCAGUUCGAGGAGCUGGAGGAACUGGAGGAUCUGACGCGGCUGCAGAACGAGCUGGACAACAGAGGGGACGUCUCCGCUCUCCAGUCGCCCGCCUCCCACUACCCCUGAGCAGGAGGCAGAGAGCCGCUGGGAUUGGGAGGAGAGGAUACGGACGAUCCCUAUCAUUCCCUGCUUGCAUGGGCAUACUGUUGCUAGUAGCCUAUAGCUCGUGCACAGCUGUUUCUUUUAGUCUGAGGACAGUAUUAUGGUUUUAGAGAGCUUGUGUCUGACUGUGGAAGGUUUAAAUUCUCUGUGAGGGGAAGUGAUUGGCUGACAAGCACAAGCCUUCAUUUGGGAUCAUUUCUGAAGAUCAGGUAUCAAUGUGAGCUGAUUAUGAUGAUGAUGAGAGUGGCAUCUGAAGUUGGUGGUCCGCUUCAAACCAAAAUAUGUAAACGUAAGGGUAGGCUACAUCAGACAGCCCUGCUACAAUUAAACUGAAGGACCUUAAUUUGAAUGCUGGGCGGAGUGUAACGUCAGUCUAUGAACAGAGUCGUUGUGCAUGCCAUGAAGUAACCUUUAAAAGGGUGGGUUUUGAACAUUCUAACACAAGAUUCCAUUCCGCAACAAUUCAAGGUUCUAAAAUUCUAUGUAGAAUUCAAUGAACCCAGAUAUUCUUUAGAAUGUUAAUUUUCCAAGGGCAUCAUGGGGCGUGAGGCAUUGUUGGCGGACUCACUGAUGUUAGUGCUUAGGAACUUUUUUAAGGUGUCAACUUUGCAAAUUAGAAUUUGCAUCGUUAUUAAGCAAGCUUUAGUUAGACUUCAGACAACUUGCAGUUUGUCCAGCAUUUAAAUCAGGGCCUUAUGGUUUUUCAUGAAGUAUUUAUUUAUAAUGGCAUUUCACUCUGGGCUGGGACAAUCAAACACAUUGUUUAAACAUAAUGGAUGUACAUUUGGCAUAUAAAUCCAUAGUUUCCUAUGCUGUUGUUAACUUAAGGGGGGGGGGGGACAGCUGUUGCUGCUGUUGUUGAACUUGAACUCAUGCAUGUAUGUGCAUGUUUGUAUUUUCUACACUGACUGAAUUAAUUGCACAGUGCAUUUCAAUGAAGGUAAUGAUUUUAUAGUGGAAGAGAUUCUUGUUGUACUGAGCAGGAUUACCAUUGCAACAUCAUCAUCAGAGUAAAACUAACCUGUCUCACGAUGGUCUGAUCCUAGCUUACAUUCCCUAAUAGUGAACAAUUCAGCUUCACACAUAUUGUCUAAAACGCCCUGUGGGAGCAAUGUGUAUUUAUUGCCAAGGAAGCCACACAUGUUCAUGCAUGAAGGAUAUUUUUAAAGGGACACUUCACCGAUUAGCAUUAAGCUUUGUAUCUUUAGAAAACC